AUGGCAUCUGAGGGACCACUGUUUGACCCGUCGUUGAAGAAACGAAAGAAAAAGCAGGUCGCGUUCUCUGAGGACCCUCUCGGUGCUGAUGCCGACCCUACCACCCCCGCACCCGCUGUCAUUGACAAUACUACGACAAAUGGAGAUGCGGUGGACAUGGGACCAACCACUGUGCACGAGCAGAUGAUGCAGAAUGGCAUAAGUGGCGCGGAUGCGGAAGGUGUAGAUAAGAAGGAGGAGGACGAAGACUUUAAAGCAAUGUUUGGUGAUCUGAAGAAGAAGAAGAAAAAGAAGGAGAUCCCACUAGAUCUGCCGGAGGAGGGUGAUGGUGCAGCAACACCUCCUGCUGCCUCUGAAGAUCUUGACUUCUCGGACCUGAAGAAGAAGAAGAAGUCGACGAAGAAGAAGGCUGUGCUAGAUAUGGAGGCGUUUGAGAAAGAAUUGAACGAGUCGAAAGCAAAGGAAGCGGAAGAGGAUGAAGGCGGAGAGGAAGUACUCGCAGAGGUCGACGAGACGGAGCUCGGAGAGGAUCCGUUCACGCGAAGUGAGACUGCUUCGAGCUUAGAUGCUGGGAAUGAGCCAUGGCUCAAUAGCGACCGCGACUAUACAUACCAAGAGCUGCUUCAACGAUUUUAUGUGCAACUGCACGCAUCCAACCCUGCCCUUCUUAAUGCUACUGGCAAACGAUACACGAUUGCUCCUCCCCAGAUCAUGCGAGAAGGAAACAAAAAGUCGAUCUUUGCGAAUGUGUCGGAUAUUUGUAAACGGAUGCACAGACAACCGGAGCAUGUCAUCCAGUAUAUGUUUGCGGAGAUGGGUACUACUGGUUCCGUCGACGGCUCGGGUCGUCUUGUUAUCAAGGGCAAGUUCCAGCAGAAGCAGAUCGAGCAUGUGUUGCGUCGAUAUAUUGUGGAAUAUGUUACGUGCAAAACCUGCAAGUCCCCCGAUACACUCCUCACGAAGGAGAACCGUAUCUUCUUCAUGUCUUGCGAGUCGUGUGGAUCACGGCGAUCUGUGGCGACAAUCAAGACUGGUUUCCAGGCGCAAGUCGGAAAGCGCAGCAAAAACAAGAAGGGCUGA
Molecule: messenger RNA, 1080 nt
Organism: Sparassis crispa
Lineage: Eukaryota; Fungi; Basidiomycota; Agaricomycetes; Polyporales; Sparassidaceae
Product: Probable eukaryotic translation initiation factor 2 subunit
Exons: 4
Coding region: 1-1080 (359 amino acids)
Biological process (GO): formation of cytoplasmic translation initiation complex; translational initiation; formation of translation preinitiation complex
Cellular component (GO): eukaryotic translation initiation factor 2 complex
Molecular function (GO): translation initiation factor activity; mRNA binding; translation initiation factor binding
Source: RefSeq, a predicted model, not a curated record